Molecule: messenger RNA, 1816 nt
Organism: Scleropages formosus (Asian bonytongue)
Lineage: Eukaryota; Metazoa; Chordata; Actinopteri; Osteoglossiformes; Osteoglossidae
Gene: cfap184
Product: cilia and flagella associated protein 184
Exons: 1
Coding region: 302-1693 (463 amino acids)
Biological process (GO): cilium assembly
Cellular component (GO): axoneme; ciliary basal body
Source: RefSeq, a predicted model, not a curated record
GCGUCUCAUUAAUAUUAACAAGAAGGCGCCGGUCCGCUCUCAUUGGCCGAGUGUCCGCGUUUCCAAGACAACCGAAAACGCCAGCGGAGGAAGCGCAGCUCGGCGUUCCAAUGCCUUUUUAAAGUGGCAAAUUUCACUGCCCGCGCACUUUUUCCCGGCGUUUUAUCCCGCUCGGGAAAGUUCUACUGUCGUCCAAAAGUCGUUGCUUUCCAGUUUAGGCGGCGAACAGGGAAAGUUUGUGAGAGAGUUUUGAGAUCGCCGCUGGUCAGCGCGAGUAACAGGUGCCGGACACUGAUUUACCAUGGAGAGGGAGGAUGGCUCAGAGCGCGCCGAGGAGGGCGCGGAGGAACAGCCACAAACGGAAGAGAGCACCGAGGACAGCAACGGUGCCCCGGAGGAAGCCGAAGCCGCAGCCGCAGGAGGCGUCCUGGAGCAGAGCCAGGGGGGGUCAGAAGGUCAUCAAAGUGGAUCUGAGGAUGCAGAAGAGGAACUGCGGGGGGGGUGGCCGGUAGACAGCGAGGGGCUGGCGCUCGACGCCGACGAAGAUGAGGAGGCGGCGGAUGAGGGCGGCGACAGGGAGGACGAGCUGCGCCCCGGUGACCGCCUGCUGCUGGAAGGGGGCGGGACCGAGCAGCUUCCAGGGCUCGCGCCGGAGGAUGCGGGCCUCGGCAAACCCGCCGGCGACACGGAGGCGGCCCCGCAGGAGAAGGCACCGGACACGGACGAGGAGGAGGUCGCGAACACCCUGCGCCAGCUGCAGGACGAAAGGGAGCGUCUCACGCAGCUCAACGGCCAGCUGCAGGCCAGGCUGGCGGAGCUCCUCUGGCGCAAGACAGGAGAGGAGGCGCGGGCCGAGCCCCAGAAGGACGCGGCGGAGCCGGAGCGGCGCUACCGCAGGUGCGUGGCCGCCAUCGAGGAGCUGAGGGGGCAGUACGAGCGGGACGCCGAGAGCCACGGGCGGCAGGCCGAGCAGCUCCGUCUGCAGGCGCGGGAGAAGCUGGAGCGCGUGGAGAGCGAGUGGCGCGCCCUGCAGGCCCUCAAGCGGGACGUGGCGACCGAGGCGCUGGCGCGGCGCGUGGGCAGGCAGGCGGCGCAGGCCCAGGUGCAGCAGAUCCAGGAGGCGGAGCAGCGCAGGGAAAAGGAGCUGGUGCGCGCGCGCCUCGACAACGUGCGCCUCUGGAGACAGGUGCGGCGCUACGAGGCGGCGCUGCGGGGCAAGGAGGAGCUCGCCGGCGGCCUGCACUUCAUCGACUUGGAGCAGCUGAAGAUCGAGAACCAGACGUACGCGGAGAAGAUGGAGGAGCGCGGCGAGGAGCUGCUGCGGCUGCGCAAGAAGAUCACGAGCACGGUGCAGGUGCUCACGCACCUCAGGGAGAAGCUGCACUUUGUCGCCGAGGAGAACGAGGCCCGCCGGGCGCAGCUGGCCGACGCGGAGGCGGCGCUGGGCGGGGCGCGAGACGCGCUCGCGCACACCAAGCAGGCGCGGGACGGCCUGCGCGCCGACAACCAGCGGCUGCGCCGGCGCUGCGGCAUGCUGGGAAACAUCACGCUGCUGCGCGACUGGGAGGACAAGGUGAGCGCCAUCGAGGAGCUCGAGCAACGGCUGGACGCCCUCAAGCGGAGACACGCCGAGCUCACGGCGCACUGCUCCAGCGUCAAGAGGAAACUGCAGCAGGCCAAGGGCAAGGAGUAGACGCGUGCAUGCACGUGCGCGCACACACACGCAUUGACACAGAAAGCGAGAGGCAUUAUCAUGUAUGUACAUUAUUACAUAACAUGUAUGUAUGUAUUAUUAGUGUGUCGGAUGUAGGAUGCC